Messenger RNA from Leptopilina boulardi, 1932 nucleotides. Its product is annotated as cytochrome P450 4g15-like. The coding region runs from base 122 to 1792 and encodes 556 amino acids. The transcript has 10 exons. The record is from RefSeq and is a predicted model, not a curated record. Lineage: Eukaryota; Metazoa; Arthropoda; Insecta; Hymenoptera; Figitidae. Gene Ontology annotation, molecular function: oxidoreductase activity, acting on paired donors, with incorporation or reduction of molecular oxygen; heme binding; monooxygenase activity.
UUUAAGAAGGGUUGAUUAUUGAAAAUUGCCACUAUAUAAAGGGGGGAAAAGAAAUUGCACUGGUUGUAGUUUUUUAUCUACUGUGUCUUUUGAGGGAAAAAUAAGAAUAAAUUUUUUAAUCAUGGAAGCGGUACCCAUGGAAAGUUCCGUUUUCUCAACGCCAAUUUUAUUUCCUUUAUUAUCAGUGGCUACAAUUUUAUUUGCCCUCUAUUAUUAUAUGGAAUCAAUGCAUGUUUUUAAACUUGGAAAAAAACUGCCUGGACCCCAAACAAUACCAUUCUUUGGCAAUGCUCACAGUUUUCUUAAUGUAAAGCCAAAAGAUAUUUUAAAAAAGAUUCUUGAAAUUGAUGUUUAUGGAAAUGUUGUUCGUGCAUUCAUUGGACCAAAACUUCUUGUAUUCCUCUCAGAUCCCAGAGAUGUUGAAAUUAUACUCAGCAGUCAAGUUCAUCUUGACAAAUCGGCAGAGUAUAGGUUUUUUAAGCCAUGGUUGGGUGAAGGUUUACUAAUUAAUACAGGAGAAAAAUGGAGAAGACAUAGAAAAAUAAUUGCCCCAGCAUUUCAUUUAAAUGUUUUGCGUUCAUUUGUCCCCUAUUUCUAUGAAAAUAGUCGUGAUGUUGUAAUGCGAAUGAAAAAAGAAAAUGGAAAAGAAUUUGAUGCACAUAAUUAUAUGUCAAGUAUCACUGUUGAUAUUUUAUUGGAAACUGCAAUGGGUUGUCGUGGUGAAAAUAAGGAGACAAGUGGUUUCGAUUAUGCCGUAGCAGUUAUGAAAUUGAGUGAAAUUCUUCAUCGACGACAUUAUGAUAUAUUAUUGAGAAUGGAUGCAUUCUUUAAAUUUACCAAUUUAGCUAAGCAGGAAGUGAAACUUUUAAAUACAAUUCAUACACUCACGUCACGUGUCAUUAGAAAACGUAAAGCUGAAUUUGCAGCAAAAGGACAACUUCCACUUGCCGAGAGGGAAAAACAAAAAGAAGAGGAACUCAAGAAAAUUAUGGAAAAUGUUAAAACUGAUGAGAAAAAAACGGCUUAUACAAAUUUACAUUAUGUUCGCGAUGAUCUUGAUGAAAUUGACGAGAAUGACGUUGGUGAGAAGAAAAGACUUGCGUUUUUGGAUCUCUUGCUAGAAAUGACAAGAGGAGAUGGUCCAAAAUUAACAGAGGAGGAAGUACGAGAGGAAGUCGAUACAAUUAUGUUUGAGGGUCACGACACAACAGCGUCUGGAUCAAGUUUUGCCCUUUGUGUCCUCGCAGCCCAUCAGGAUAUUCAAGCCCGUGUGUUUGAAGAACAACAGGAAAUUUUUAAGGGCACAGAUAGACCAUGCACAUUCCAAGAUACAAUUGAGAUGAAAUAUUUGGAAAGAGUUAUUUUGGAAACACUUAGAUUAUAUCCACCUGUACCGGCAAUUGCAAGACAUCUUAAUCAAGAUGUGAAACUUGCCUCUGGUGAUCACAUUGUACCAAAGGGAAGUACAGUUGUUAUUGCUCAAUAUAAAAUACAUCGAAAUGAAGAAUAUUAUCCAAAUCCUGAAGUUUUUAAUCCUGAUAAUUUUUUGCCUGAAAAAAUGCAAAGUAGACAUUAUUAUUCCUACAUUCCAUUUAGCGCUGGACCCAGGUCCUGCGUUGGAAGGAAAUUUGCAAUGUUGAAAUUAAAAGUGUUGCUUUCAACAAUUAUACGCAACUAUAAAAUUAAUUCGGACUUUACCGAAAAGGACUUUCAAUUGACAAUAGACAUCAUUCUCAAGAGAUCAGAUGGAUUUAAAAUAAAAUUAGAACCACGAGUCAAAGCCAGUGCAUAGAUAUUAUGAUAAUUAAAUUAUUACAAAAAUUGUAUAUUAUUUAUAUAAAGAUAGUAUAAAUAUAUUUAUAUAUAUAUAUAUAUAUAAAUAUGGCAUUAGGCUUUUGAAAUAAUAAAAUAAAUCACAAUUUUACAAAAAAA